Molecule: messenger RNA, 580 nt
Organism: Epinephelus moara (kelp grouper)
Lineage: Eukaryota; Metazoa; Chordata; Actinopteri; Perciformes; Serranidae
Product: fatty acid-binding protein, liver-like
Exons: 4
Coding region: 1-462 (153 amino acids)
Biological process (GO): fatty acid transport
Cellular component (GO): cytosol; nucleus
Molecular function (GO): fatty acid binding
Source: RefSeq, a predicted model, not a curated record
AUGCCAACUAGCAGUGUGUGUGAUGGGAUUAUGACAACAAGAACAUCAGAUGUCCUCAGGCAACCAACACGACCAGCAGGCAUGGAUUUCAGCGGCACUUGGAAAAUUUAUUCAGAGGAGAACCUUGAUGAGUUCUUAAAAGUUGUAGGUGUACCUGAAAUGGUUAUCAAAAUGCGAAAGGAAGUCAAACCGGUGUGGGUGAUUGAGCAGAAUGGACAAGACUUCACGUGCACAAUGAAGACUCCCAUGUGCAGCCAUGUUAACUCAUUCACCAUCGGAAAGGAGUCUGAGAUUACUACUGUGGAUGGCAGGAAGUUUAAGUGCAUGAUCAGAGAGGAGAACGGGAAGCUGAUAUCUGAGACAGAAAAGUUCACCUCUGUCCGGGAGAUCCAAGGGGACGAGAUGAUUGAGACCAUCACUUCUGGUCCUGUCACUUUCAUCAGCAGAAGCAAAAGAGUCUAAUCCACACCUGUACGCUGAUGGAUCUCUUUUUGACCUUCUCAUCUUCAAGUGGGAAAUAAGUGGAAAUAACACAAUGGAAUAAAACUAAAAAAUACAUUUAUGAAUAAAUUUAAAUGAU